This is a messenger RNA of Dendrobium catenatum, 3061 nucleotides long. Its product is annotated as pentatricopeptide repeat-containing protein At3g63370, chloroplastic. The coding region runs from base 90 to 2903 and encodes 937 amino acids. Gene Ontology annotation, molecular function: protein binding; RNA binding; zinc ion binding. Gene Ontology annotation, biological process: RNA modification. The record is from RefSeq and is a predicted model, not a curated record. The transcript has a single exon. NCBI's taxonomy places the organism in Eukaryota, Viridiplantae, Streptophyta, Magnoliopsida, Asparagales, Orchidaceae.
GCUGUGGCUCCUGCGCCCUCUUCUUUCUCCUUUCUAUUUGUACAUGCAUUCUCUCCAACUUUUCCACGGCCAAAAAUCACUCAUUUUUAAUGGCCCUCUCUUUUCUACUUCCCCCUUCUAUCUCCCUUAAAACUCCUCCCUUAGUUUUCUCCGUCCCUCGUCAAAAGCCAGAAACUAAUACUUCCCUCAAAGAACUCUGCAAGCAAGGAAAUCUCAAAGAAGCAUUUUUCUCCCUGGUCAACCCAUCAAACCAUCUUUCCCAAGAAGCCUAUUCAUUGAUUCUAGAACUCUGCGCCUCGCAGAACGUAGCUGCCCAAGGGCAGCAGAUCCAUGCUCGCAUUCUGAAAACUUAUUCAAAUUCUUUUGAUGGGUUUCUGCAUACAAAGUUGUUAUUUAUGUAUGGAAAAUGUGGGUGUCUCAAUGCAGCACAGCAGUUGUUUGAUGAAUUGCCUCAGAGAACAAUCUUUGCUUGGAAUGCGCUUAUUUGGGCGUAUGCCUCUAAUGGAAAACCUGAAUCAGCUAUUCAGCUUUACUGGAAUAUGCGGAUGUUGGGUGAAAUGCCAGAUGGGUGUACCUUUGCUUCUGUUCUUAAGGCUUGUGGCUUUGUUGAAGACUUUCACAGUGGGAUUGAGAUUCAUAGUUUCGCUAUUAGAUGCGGUCUUACUAGUCUAGGUUUUGUUGCAAAUGCACUUGUUUCCAUGUAUGCAAAGUGUGGGCAACUUGAUCUAGCAAGAAAGUUCUUCGAGUGGAUGCCGGAGAAAGGUGAUGUUGUGCUGUGGAAUUCUAUUAUCUCUGGUUGUGUGCAAGCUGCAAAUUAUUUUGAUGCCAUUUACCUGUUUAGAGAAAUGCAUAGGUUUGGUUUGAGCAUGAACACUUAUACUGCCGUUAGUGUCCUUCAAGCCUGCACAGAAUUGUCCCUGCUGAAAUUGGGUAGGGAGGUUCAUUGCUCACUUUUGAAAAACAAUAGGAGUUUUGAACUUUAUGAAGGAAAUGCUCUGGUUGUUAUGUAUACAAGGAGUGGUUGUAUUCCCAAUGCUGUUCGAUUGUUUAAUGAGAUGAAUGAGAAGGAUAAUGUGUCAUGGAAUUCAUUACUAUCUGGAUAUGCUCAGAAUUGUUUAUAUAGGAAAGCUGUUGAAAUUUUUUAUCAGAUGCUUCAAAUGGGUUUUCAACCUGAUCAAGUUUCUCUCGUAACUGUAGCUUCUGCUUUGGGGCAGUUAGGGAACUUGUUGAAUGGAAAAGAGAUUCAUGGUUAUGCGAUAAAAAGAGGUUUCGAUUCCAAUUUGCAAAUGGGAAAUACUCUCAUAAACAUGUAUGCGAAAUUCAGCCUUGUAAACUAUUCCAAAUUUGUGUUUCAUGGAAUUCUUAAUAAGGAUGUCAUAUCAUGGACGACCAUGAUUGCAUGCUUUGCUCAGCAUUCCUACUACUUGGAGGCAGUUGAAUUGUUCCGACAAGCGCUGAAAGAAGAAAUUAAAGCUGAUCCAAUGAUAAUCGGCAGUAUCUUACUUGCUUGUAGCAGUUUAGUUUGUCUUUCUCUCUUGAAGCAGAUUCAUGGCUAUACUAUCAGGCACAUGUUGCUUGAUCUUGUACUUGAGAACACAUUUAUAGAUGCUUAUGGAGAAUGCGGAGAGGUUCGUCAGGCUCUGCAAAUCUUUAGUAUGAUAAAGACUAAGGAUGUGGUGUCUUGGACUAGCAUGAUGACUUGCUAUGUACAUAAUAGGCUCUUCAACGAUGCUUUAAGUUUGUGUGUAGAGAUGACGAAAGCCAAUAUAGAGCCUGAUGUGGUUGCACUCUUCAGUAUCCUUUCUGCCAUAGCAGGCAUGGCAUCCUUGAUGAAAGGAAAAGAAGUUCAUGGUUUCAUGAUGAGAAGAUGCCUAGGAAUAGAUGGAUCUGUCAGUAGUUUGCUCGUGGAUAUGUAUGCUCAAUGUGGUAGUAUAGAUGAAUCUUUCAAAGUUUUUGAUGGUGUUAAAUAUAAAGAUUUGGUUCUAUGGACAAGUAUCAUUGAUGCUUGUGGUAUGCAUGGUCGAGGAAGGGAUGCUAUUGAUUUGUUUGACAAAAUGGAGACCCUGGGAAUAGUACCUGAUCAUAUUGCCUUCUUAGCUCUUCUCUAUGCAUGCAGUCAUUCCAGACUAAUUAUGGAAGGAAAAUUAUUUUUUGAUAAAAUGAUCAAUGAGCACAAGUUGAAACCAUGGCCAGAGCAUUAUGCUUGCAUUGUUGAUCUUCUUGGUAGAGCAGGGAAAGUGGAGGAGGCAUAUGAGUUCAUUAGAAAGAUGCCAACUAAACCAACUGCGCCAGUGUGGUGUGCCCUCCUCGGGGCUUGCCGUGUCCACUCAAACUAUGAAUUUGGUGAACUUGCAGCUAAGAAGCUUCUUGAAUUGGAGCCAGAAAAUCCAGGAAACCUUGUGCUUAUUUCAAAUUCCUUAGCUGCAAUGGGAAAAUGGCAAGAUGUCCGGGAAUUGAGAUCGAAGAUGAAGCAAAAAGGAUUGAAGAAGGACCCAGCAUGUAGUUGGAUUGAAGUGGGAAGCAAGGUUCAUUCAUUUGUUGCAAGGGAUAAAUGUCAUGAAGAUUCAUCAAAAGUCUACGCCAAGUUGGCUGAGAUAACCCAAAGUUUGGAGAAGGAAGCAGGUUAUGUCGCAGAUACAAGGUUUGUUUUGCAUGACGUUGGGGAGGAGGAGAAAAUAAAGAUGCUUUAUGCACACAGUGAGAGGCUAGCAAUUGCAUUUGGUUUAAUUCAUAUUCCUCCUGGAUCAACUAUCAGGAUCACCAAAAACCUUAGAGUUUGUGGCGAUUGUCAUGAGUAUACUAAGUUGUUGUCAAAGGUGUUUAGACGGGAUAUUACUGUGAGGGAUACCAAUCGGUUUCAUCAUUUCAAAGAUGGUUCGUGUUCUUGUGGAGAUCUCUGGUGAAUAGGUAAAUGAUGUAAGAUCAUCAGGUUUCUGCUUCUUGGGAUCUUUGACGUGAUUCUCCCAUCAUAAUCAAGUUUUUGCUCAGUCAUUGAAGUGGACGUCCGCAAUGAAGUAAGAAUUGAUAAUCAAAGGACUAGCCAGCAUCUAACCCCAAAAAC